AUGGCCGUUCUGACGGAUGAGCAGCUCUCCAACCUAAAGCUGUACAAGUACUCGAGCAUUGACAAGUCGUUUUUAACGAAAUAUGUGCUUCGUCAUUACUGGGAUGUCUGUAUCAAGUUGUUUCCUUUAAACAUGGCACCCAACCUCAUUACAUUGACUGGCUUGAUGUUUAUGAUCUUUAAUGUCAUCCUUGUCUUUAUCUAUGUACCCACCAUGGAAGCUGAGGAUGCAGGACCUGCUUGGAUUUACUUUUCAUUUGCACUUGGGUUGUGGCUCUACUCCACCUUUGAUAAUGUGGAUGGCCGUCAAGCCAGAAGAACAGGUACAUCCAGCCCGUUGGGCGAGUUAUUUGACCAUGGCUGCGAUGCCAUCAAUUGCUCAUAUGCUGCCAUCAUUCAAAUGUCUGCUCUGGGGCUAGGACACACGCACAAGGCUGUUAUCAUUUAUGCGAUUGCUACCACUGGAUUCUAUCUAUCGACCAUUGAAGAGUAUCACACAGGCACAUUGUAUCUCGGCUAUAUCAAUGUCCCCACUGAAGGUGUGUGUUUGUUAUGCAUCAUGUAUAUCAUCUCUGGUAUCUACGGCCCCAUGUUUUGGAAACAGACAGUGGGAUCCGUCUUUAGCCAAGUGCCUUCUUUUAUGCAAGCAUUGACAUUGAGCGAUGCUUACAUUUGGUUCAUUGGUAUCAUGUUUUUGGUGACUCAUGUGCCCAUGUGUUUUUAUGCCAUGUACAAGGCCUGUCGUCAAAAGGGUAAACCGUUUAUUCGUAGCAUGUUGUACGACAACUGGCAAAUCACAUUAUAUACCGUCUCCUUCUACCUCUGGGUCACUUCGCCUUAUUCCUUCAUCCUGUCUCAUGAACACUAUGCCAUCUACUUGUUGGCUGUCGGUAUCGUGUUUGGUCGCAUCUGUUCAAAGAUCAUCUUGGCUCAUUUGACCAAGUCUGAAUCACCUUUGCCCACAGGCUUGCUGAUCCCCUUGGUGUUGGGUGCCAUCAUCACCAACUUGCCAUUGUACACCAACAUGGACCCCAUCUUUACGCCUCAGUCAGAGUACGUGUACUUGGUCUGUUAUUUCGUGUUGGCACUUGUAUUUUAUCUUCGUUGGGCUGUGCUUGUCAUUGACAGCAUCUGCACCUAUCUUGGUAUCCGUUGUUUGGUGAUUCCUGAUCAACAUACAAAAUAUCAAUAG
Messenger RNA from Mucor velutinosus, 1191 nucleotides. RefSeq names its product mediator of RNA polymerase II transcription subunit 13. Bases 1 to 1191 code for a protein of 396 amino acids. Gene Ontology annotation, molecular function: phosphotransferase activity, for other substituted phosphate groups. Lineage: Eukaryota; Fungi; Mucoromycota; Mucoromycetes; Mucorales; Mucoraceae. The transcript has 3 exons. Gene Ontology annotation, cellular component: membrane. The record is from RefSeq and is a predicted model, not a curated record. Gene Ontology annotation, biological process: phospholipid biosynthetic process.